This is a messenger RNA of Toxoplasma gondii ME49, 702 nucleotides long. Lineage: Eukaryota; Apicomplexa; Conoidasida; Eucoccidiorida; Sarcocystidae. The record is from the annotation of a RefSeq genome assembly.
AUGAUUUUAUUAAAAUUAAAUUCAUUAAUAAAUAUUCCUAUAUAUAUAGGAUCUGCUACUUCAUAUAGACAAAAAAAAUUUAUAAAUUAUAUUUAUAAAAAAUAUAAUAAUAAACAUUUUUUUAAUAUUUUUAUAAUUUUAAAAUAUUUAAGCAAAGCUUAUUUAUAUUUAUAUAUAUUAAGUAAGUAUAAUAGAUCAUUAUUAUUUUUAAAUUCUUCAAUUAAAAAUUUUAAUUUAAUUAAAUCUUUAGCUAAUCUUACAAAUAAUUUUUAUAUUAAUUUUUUUUAUAAGAUUGACUUUCUUUUUAAUUGAAUAAUGUUUAAAAAUAAAUUAAUUUUAUUAAAAUGAUUAAAACAAUUAUACACAUUUUAUUUAAAAUAUUUAUUUAAUUACUUACCUUAUAAUUUAUUGAUUAAAUUAUAUUAUAUAUAUAUAAAUAUUUUAAAAAAAUUUGGUGGUUUAGAAUACAUGCAAAAAUUGCCUAAAAAUAUUUUUAUUUGUAAUUCUUAUUCUAAUUAUUUAUAUAAGAAUUUAAAUUUAAAAAAUUUUCUUAUUAUAAGUAUUGUUGAUAUUAAUAAUGAAAAUACAUUAAAAAAUAUCUCUGUUAGAAUUAUAGGUAAUAAUAAAAGUUAUCUUGCAAUUAAAUUUAUUUUUAAUAUUUUAUUAACAGCUUUAUUACAUGGUAGUUUAUUUAAUAAAUAA